AUGUCGAAUGUAGGUCAAGUAGAAGACUCUGUCAACUCGGAGACUUUUUGGUACUGCAUUACUCAGUCGGCGUGGCCUGACGUUAUCGACAUUAUUACUCUCAUUUUGGAGAUUUCGGGCCUCCUUCUCAACAUCCUCGCGGCCAUUCUUCUGCUGCGCGUUACCGAAGGCAAUAAAGUGAGUAUUGUCCUCCUUCGAACCAUCUUCUUCAACAACAUUGUUGAUGCCAUAAUCAAGCUGUUAGGAGAUGUCACGCCGGCACGGGUUGAAUUCAGCAUUGUGGAACUAAAUUAUGCCAUCUGUGUGCUUUGGGAUUCGCGAUUCCUUUACUGGCUAUUUAAUAAAUUUUCCAUUGAAGCCUUCAUCUUCUUCGCCAUUGACAGAGCUCUCACUCUUGACGGCUCUCAAUAUGUUCGAUUUGUGCCUAUGGAAUCACGUCUCACGCUCUACCAGGCCUCUAUAUACAUCUACGGCCUGCUCAUCACCAUCCCACAAUUCUUUUCUGUCAAUUUGGAGAGAGGUGGAUGUGCAUGUGCUCCCACCACUGUGAACGUGCCCUUUCUUGCCAUCAUCUAUGCCCAUGUCUUCAUUCGCUUCGCCCUUCUCGUUGUUCUGAACGGCGCAGUUGUACUGUACAGUGCAUUUCGAGUGAUUAGAUGGGUGGAAAAGACACCUGUCAGGGAGCAGGUUGACGAACUCAACUUCCUCCACUUUAGCAAUCCCUCGGAGGCAGAAUUAAAGCGUCUGGAGCCUUGGCAUAGCUGGAAGACGCCCUCCAUGUCUAUCCUUCCAAUCGGUAUAUGCUUUAUCAUUACUUUCGGUUUUGAUGCGACCUAUCAAUUUCUCAGUGGUGCCGGAUUGACUACCUACGUGAUUGGUGGAGCUCCGCAGAAGAUGGGCACCCUCAUGCUCCUUAUAUUCACCAAUUUUGUGCCAUUGACGUUGAUGGUUGCAUUACCUCCUCACAUCCCUUCACCUCAGCUUCGUGUUGAUGGUGAGUUUGGGACUGCAAAGUAUCGGUUUGAUCUGAAUAUCUUUAAAGUUGCUAAACUUGAGCUGCUAAAGCCUGCAACGGCGAACCUUUCGCCUGCACAAAUGCAAGAGAUCUCAGAGGCUUUUUCGCUUUUCGACAAUGACAAAGACAACCGCCUUUCUCCCUACGAAUUUAAAGUAGCACUUGUAGCUCUAGGCUUUGAACUAAAGCCAGACGAAAUCAAUGAACUUCUUCAAUCUGCGGAUGUGGUGGAAGAUAAUAAGAUAUGCUUCAGAGAUUUCUUCACCAUAGUGAAAAAGCUUAUUCAAGAACGCGAUCCAAUUACCGAAAUCGUUCAAGCCUUCAAAUUGUUUGACGAAGAAGCGAGCGGUAAAAUCUCCUACCGGACCCUUAAGAAGAUUGCAAAGGAAUUGGGAGAAAAUCUAUCUGACGAUGAACUUCAUGUCAUGAUAGACGAAUUUGACAGGGAUGGGGACAGAUCGAUUAGUCUGGAGGAGUUCAUGAACAUAUUGAGCGACUGA
This is a messenger RNA of Hydatigera taeniaeformis, 1515 nucleotides long. The record is from the annotation of a GenBank genome assembly. NCBI's taxonomy places the organism in Eukaryota, Metazoa, Platyhelminthes, Cestoda, Cyclophyllidea, Taeniidae.